CAAAGAGACAGACAGACAGACACACGCACACACACACAGACAGACAGACACAGAGACAGAGAGAGAGAGAGAGAGACAGAGAGACACAGACAGACAGAUAGACAGACAGAGAGACAGAGAGACAGAGAGACAGAGAGACAGAGAGACAGAGAUAGCUAGCUGUGUUUGCACUGCUCAACAGCCUCUAUUUAUAUCCCGGCACUACAGUACAGCCAGAACCAUGUCUAAACGCAGAGCUUCAGUGAUCUUUGAGCACUUUGAUAUACCUGACAAUGCUCAGGCGGUGUGUAAGGCGAAGUGCAAGCACUGCCCAGUGGAAAUGAGCUUCAACAGAAAAGCUACUUCCAACCUCCUCAAUCACAUGAAGAGAAAGCACGCCUCGGUACCCUUGGAGUCUACAUCUAGCCAGGCCAAACAGCGGAAACCACUUCUGAGCGCCCUCACCACACCUACUGAGAAAUGGAGCAGCACUGACCCUCGUCAGAUGCAGGCAGACAGAGCUCUGGUCAGCCUUGUAGCCGGGAAGCUCCUGCCAGUGUCACUCGUGCAGAGCUCCCUCUUCUACGCCUUCAUGCAAGAAACCCAACCAGCCUACAACAUCCCCAGCAGGCAGCACUUUGUCCACUCCCUGCUACGGGAGCAGCACACCCUUCUGCACAAUAAGCUGCAGGAACAUGUCAAGUCAGCCCAGAGUGUUUGCCUGACUGUUGCUUUACGGUUUGGUAAGAAGGCAUCUGCCUACAUGGGCGUCACUGGUCACAUGAUCAUCAACUACGCCCUAAAGACAGUGUUGUUUGCCUGCAAACGUGUCAAGGGGAAACACACAGCUGACAGCAUACUCAAGCACUACGAGCAAACUGUGGCCGCCUACAACAUAUCUAGUAAAAUUGCCAGUGUUGUCAUGGACAACGCUUCCACCGUGGGCCAAGCCUGUGACCUGCCAGGGUUCCACCCACAAGCCCAAGCUUCUCAGGACUCCAGUGACAGUGAAAGUGAUCUGGAUGGCGACAGUGUGUCAGAUGACAGUCUCCUGGAAUCCCUGCCUCAACACGAGAGUUGUUUUGCACGCUCACUUCAACUUGUUGUGAGGGACGGACUCAAGUCAUCGACACAGACCACCAAGGUCCUGGCCAAAGUCUCAUCUAUUGUAGCCCACAUCCGGGAGUCUACAACAGCCACUGACCUCCUGGAAGAGCAGCCCAAGACCCAGGCCACCAACGCUACACGUUGGAAUAGUCAGCUCAAGAGGGCGAGAAGUGUACUGAGCAUCGACAAGGAGAAGCUGGACUCCCUAGAUACAGCUCCCCUCACUGCCAGAGACAGACUCAUCCUCAAGGAUUUCAUCAGCAUCAUGACCCCCUUUGAGGAAGUUGAAGACAGGAUACAGGGAGACAGAGUUGUCACAGCUAGCCUGGUCAUACCCUCUAUCCGUGGGAUCAAGAGACACCUCCGUUCCCCAUCCGAGUACAACAGCAAGCUUGUGACUGCCCUGAUGAGUUCCACUGAAAAGCACCUGUCCAAGUACGAGGACAGGACCCCUUAUCAGAGAGCAGCUGUUCUGGAUCCACGCUUGAAGCUUUGCUGUUAUGAAAGUGACCAAUCAUCACGCCUCAAAGAGGACCUCCUCACUCUGGCCAGCACCUUCACCAUAGAUUCACAUCUCCAGCUAGAUGAGUCUUCUCCCCCUCCAUGCAAGAAAAGCUGCAUAUUCCCCUUCUCUGAAGAUGAGCCCCAGGUUGAUGUCACCAGCCCACAUGCCCAAGAAGUGGAGACCUACCUACAAGAACCCUGCAUCCCCUACAAUCAAGAUCCGCUUGCAUUCUGGAAAGGCAACCAGUACCGAUUCCCCCGGCUUUCCCAGCUUGCUCAGCACUACCUGUGUAUUCCUGCCUCCUCUGCCCCUGUACAGAGGCUGUUCUCUACUGCUGGCAAGGGCUUUCACCCGGAGAGGACAAGGCUGUCUGACAGCAACUUUGAAACUUUGAUGUUUAUUAAGGCUAACAGUGGUUUGGUGUAAAUCUGUAACAUAGAAAAGGGCGUUGGAACAGUGUCCAAAUGACUUGUGCAUGUAUGGAUCUAUAUUUA
Acipenser ruthenus (sterlet) is the source of this 2085-nucleotide messenger RNA. RefSeq names its product zinc finger BED domain-containing protein 4-like. Gene Ontology annotation, molecular function: protein dimerization activity; DNA binding. Lineage: Eukaryota; Metazoa; Chordata; Actinopteri; Acipenseriformes; Acipenseridae. The record is from RefSeq and is a predicted model, not a curated record. The transcript is spliced from 2 exons. Bases 221 to 2017 code for a protein of 598 amino acids.